This is a messenger RNA of Schistosoma margrebowiei, 1393 nucleotides long. The record is from the annotation of a GenBank genome assembly. NCBI's taxonomy places the organism in Eukaryota, Metazoa, Platyhelminthes, Trematoda, Strigeidida, Schistosomatidae.
AUGAUUCUAUUCAUAAUUGUCGGUUUCCUACCAUAUUUGUAUGGUGAGAUUGUGAGAAUUCCUCUCCACCCUGUGAAAAGAUCUGAUUCAUUACUGGGACUUGGUGCAACUUACUUUAAGCCUUUGACGAGAAAAUGGAAGUAUGAAUGGAAUAAGCAGAAUACAUCUACAUCGGAACAAUUGAUUAAUUAUGAAAACCUUCAGUAUUAUGGUGAGAUAUCAGUGGGAACUCCACCUCAAAAGCUACGAGUAUUGUUCGAUACAGGAUCCACUGACACAUGGUUCGCUUCAAGGAGGUGUUGGUUUCUUGAUAUAUUUUGUUGGAUGUUUUCAUUUUACGAUAGUUCAAAAUCGUCGACUUAUGUAGCAGAUGGUUCCAGUUUUCAUGUCAGUUAUCUGGAUGGUGAUUACUCUGGAUUUUGGAGUGUGGACACUAUACGAAUAAACUCGUUGGAGAUUCGGAAUCAAUCGUUUGCUGAAGUGAGGAGUAUAUUUAAUCUCGAUUACUUAUUUGAUAAAUGUGAUGGAAUAAUUGGCAUGUCGCCUAGCAGGAUAUCGGACGAUGGAAGCAUUCCAAUGUUCCCGAAUAUACUAGCUAAUGGUGUGAAUAUGAACCCAAUAUUUUCAUUUUAUUUAAAUCGGGAAAACGGUGCAGGAAUCGGUGGUGAAUUGGUACUUGGUGGUGUAAAUCCUAAAUAUUUCAAGGGUGAUUUUGAAUAUGUACCUACUAUUCAAAAUUAUAUGUGGACGAUUCAAAUGUUAAGUUUGCAAAUAAAUGGGAUAAACUUUUGCAACAUAUGUUCCGCUCUUAUUGAUACUGGAACAUCUUUAAUUAUUGGACCAAAUGAACAAGUGGAAAGAAUCAAUUCUUUACUUCAUGCUUUUGACAAUUUUGGAAGAAACGUCAUUGACUGUGAUCGCAUUGAUAUGCUUCCUUCGAUUGAGUUCAUAUUUCAUAGGAAAAAGUACAUUCUGAAGCCACAACACUAUGUAGUCAAGGUACAUACAAGUAAUUCAUUUAGUCUUAAACAAUGGUAUUCACUGUACCAGUUAUGAGAUAAAUAUGUCUGAAUUGUUUGUUAAAAUUAUGAAGUUCCAGUCAGUGUGAAGUUGUAUUAGGUAAGAUUGUUUUCAAAAGGUACAUCUCAAUGAACAGGUCAGUUUAAUUCAUAUGAAACCUUUAUAUGAAAUUACUGGUGUAUUUCCCCACCGAAAUUAUGCAAUCUACACUAAACUGCAGAGUUAGUGAUUGGCAUAUUUAUACCUCAGUCCACGUCCGUUUGUGAGCUGGCUAACUUAGAUGGACGAAUAACACUAUCAUAAUAUUUCAUUUUUGGGACACAUGUAGAGGUAAUUUCUUAAAUAUACAGCUAUAUGGAAAUUUAAGAAACUG